AUGUGGUGUUUAUUGGAUAUGGGCAUGGAGCAGAUUGUGUAUGCCUGUACUUAUCGGUCGCAUAGUGGUGAUCGGGAGACGACUCGGAUGUUCGACUAUCUCAGUGAGACGGCUGACAUGGUCCAACGUCGGUAUCCUGCUGCCCAAAUGGUAUUUCUGGGGGAUUUUAACGCUCACCACCAGGACUGGCUGUUCCCAUACCAGAAUACCGACCACGCCGGGAGAGAGGCGCUCAAAUUUGCUCUGUCGCUAGAUCUUACCCAGCUAGUCCAAGAAGCAGCACGAGUACCCGACGUUGACGACCAUACACCUAAUUGUUUGGACCUUCUGUUGACAACUGACCCUGACCGGUCCUCGGUAUCAGUUGCAGCUCCCCUGGGCACAUCUGAUCACUGUGUGGUAAAGUCAGUAUCUAACUUUCACCCUCUGGAUACAGGUCCUACCGGAACCAGACGUGUGUGGCGAUAUAAGUCGGCAGAUUGGGAUGAGAUGCGACACUUUUUUGCAUCCUACCCUUGGCGGCAGACUUGCUUCUCUUCCAGUGAUCCGUCGAGUUGCGAACAAGAAAUAUCGGAAGUGAUACGUCAGGGGAUGGAGUACUUCAUUCCAUUUGCUGAUGUAUCACUAGAUGGCAAGAUCCCUAGGUGGUAUAAUGCAGAAUGUGCCGAAGCUGCAGCCCGUAAGGACUCAGCGUUUGCAGCGUGGGCUGAAGCCCGUACCCUUAAAUCUCCGGAUAUAACUACGAGGAAGAGAGCGUUCAACUCUGCUGCCAAGUCCUACAAAAGGGUUCUUAAAAAAGCUCGUUUCAACCGUAUUAAACGCAUCGGAGCCCAACUAGCUUCCCAUCCGCGCGGUAGUAGAGCAUUUUGGUCACUCUCCAAGUCGGUUGAAAUGAGCUUCUGCCGUCCCUCGCUGCCUCCUCUGCUUAAACCAGAUGGAUCGCUGGCCUUUACUGCGACAGAAAAGGCUAACCUUUUAGCGAAUCUGUUUGCAGAAAAUUCGCUCCUUGAUGCAGGUAGUGCCUCACCGCCCAGACAUCCACCUUGCGACUCUGUUAUGUCAGAACUACGCAUUCGCCAAACUGAGGUUUUGAGAGUACUCCGUAACUUGGACGUGAAUAAGGUGAGCGAAAACAAUGAAAUGCAAUGGAUGAUGGCACAGAAGCAUCUUACGAUAAUGCUGAUCAAGAUGAUGACGGAAACAACAACCUGCAGUGGAGCAUUACGGUGGAUCAAGUUCAGACAUUUUGUUAUACAUAUGAAGAAGAGAUUUUCCCUUAUAUUAGGAUACUUACAAGCUGAUUUAGUUUAG
This is a messenger RNA of Melitaea cinxia (Glanville fritillary), 1311 nucleotides long. RefSeq lists its product as uncharacterized. Gene Ontology annotation, molecular function: catalytic activity. NCBI's taxonomy places the organism in Eukaryota, Metazoa, Arthropoda, Insecta, Lepidoptera, Nymphalidae. The coding region runs from base 1 to 1311 and encodes 436 amino acids. The transcript has 3 exons. The record is from RefSeq and is a predicted model, not a curated record.